Molecule: messenger RNA, 3245 nt
Organism: Carassius auratus (goldfish)
Lineage: Eukaryota; Metazoa; Chordata; Actinopteri; Cypriniformes; Cyprinidae
Product: zinc finger CCCH domain-containing protein 3-like
Exons: 12
Coding region: 36-2846 (936 amino acids)
Cellular component (GO): nucleus
Molecular function (GO): metal ion binding
Source: RefSeq, a predicted model, not a curated record
UCGCGGUUUUAUGACAUCUGUGUUUUGGUGUGAAGAUGGCAGAACGUGAAACGCUAAAGAGAGAAAUAGAGGAAUUGCAAAACCUCAUUAAUGACUAUAAAAGUACUCAUGGUGAUGUUUCUUCAAGUUCCACCCAGUGGGGUCGUGCCAGACAUGAUUCAAGGAGGGGUCAGUGUCGGGGUCAUGCCUCAUACUAUGCACAAUCAUAUUCAUCACUGCCACAACCGUAUGUGCCUCAUUCUUCUGGCAGCUGGAGAAAAACAUACUCGCUUAACAAAAAGACCAUCAGGACAAUUGGGAGGCAUGUUUCUCACCCAGCUGUGGACCACCUGAACCAGCCUCAUCACCACAUCACUACACCUGGAGCCACUGCUACUGGGAAUAGUGCUGCAACUGUUGGAAUCAACAGUGUUUUAUUUAAAAAGUUACCAGCUGGGCAAACCGCAGUUAAAUCUACAACGUCUUCACUCAGUGUCCAGAGUGAGACUUCAAAGGAGAGGAAAAGUAAAGCAAGUGGAAAGAGGACUUUGAUUUUAUCUUCAACGGGAAAAAACGAUCAUUUCUGCUCAUCUGCCCAUGCACUAACUGAUUCUGCUUCAACAUCAGACCCUGAAAUGAAGAUAAAACACACUUUAAAAACAUCAUCAGCUGUGAACAAUCCCUCUAUCCCUUCACCUGUGAAACCUCCAGCUCUAGUUCAAGUCAAACCACACCUUUCCACUGCUGCCUUAUCCAAUAGGACUGUAAUGCCAACAGCCAAUAGAGACUGUACUAUGGCUUCUUCUGUCUCCAACCUUCAGCCUCGGGCUUCCUUGAGUCCCACAAAGCUCCAGCUUAAGCUAGACUCAACUCAGACACAAGUAGCCUCGCCAUGUCAUAAGAGAUCUCAGUUUAUAUGGGUGAAAAACCAAGAGAUGGUAAAUAUAAAAAGCACGCUUAAGCCAGUGACCUCUGGAUGCUCUCCUGGGACAGCCACUGUCAAACGAGCUUCAAGCUGCAAUAGGAGGGGGUCUCGCAAGCCUAAUCUUUCCCGUGGAGCUCCUAAGACCUCAAAAUACACCUGGGUGUCUUCAUCUUCCUCCUUGUCAACAGCUGGAAAAGCAAACACUUCAACGAAAAGACCACGCAAACCCCUUGCAUCCAAAUCUAUUAAAAUCCCUGUAAGAACAUCUCAAGGUGGACCGGAGGGACCGAAGAAAGAAAAGAGAUGUGCUACAACUUUAACAACCUUAUUAAAAAAGUCUAAAGCUACAGGUGCCUCCACGUCCCAUGCUGGCCAUGCCAGCCGCUAUCGCUGGAAGGCAGCUGGACAAAACACAACAGCAAAUGCAUCUAGCUCAACUUCUAGGACUACCCAUAAGGGCACAGUCUAUCGAUGGACAGCUAACAAGCAUGGUCAAAAAAGGGAAAAGGGAUCUGCUCUGUCUUCAACCCCCACCCACAUGAACCCCACUACCACUCCACUGUCAGCUGGAGGUUUUAAACUCAGAAGCCAAACCAAGAUCAUUAGAAGAUCUGCUAGCAAUCCCUCCUUAGAGAAAAGACACUGCCCCAUUGUGCAGACUUUAAGGAGCAGGUUUUCUUUGCAUAGACGGACACACACUCCGGUGAAGACUCCAACCAAUGCCAGGCAACCACAGCCCAAAGUGCUGGUUUCAUUUGGCAGACACAAGCUCCGCCGUCUCUCUCUGACCUCCACCUCGCCCAGGACCUCAACACCAGGCCCCUUCUCUUUGUCAGUGCGAAGCCCGGCAUCACAUAGGAUCAUCAAAACACACUACAAGAUAGACACACGCAGAGUGCAUACAAUCCACCACAACCCUGCUCUUACCUACAGGGUCAAGAGAGUACAUUCUUCCAGAAUCCUUCUGCAGAAUCGACUAAGGACAGCUUCAGAAAGGCAGUGGAGCGGACGAAGCAUGAGAUGGAUAGGCGGAGCGCUAUACAGCGUCUCGGCCAAUAAGCUCUCUCGCACUCAAACCACCUGCAAAACUAACAGUAGACCAGGACAGUGGUACAAUCCAUAUGUUUCUUCGACUGGUAAUCAGGGAAGAACAUCAGCCACACGUUACAUAGCCAGUCGUGCUGUACAGAAGAGUUUAGCUAUAAUACGGCAGGCCCGACAGAAGAAACAGAAGGCCAAGCAGUACUGCAUGUACUAUAACCGAUUCGGCAAGUGUAAUCAUGGCGACACUUGCCCCUACAUCCAUGACCCUGACAAAGUGGCCGUCUGCACCAGGUUUCUCCGAGGCACCUGCAAGCAGACAGAUGGGACUUGUCCUUUCUCGCAUAAAGUAGCCAAAGAGAAGAUGCCUGUGUGCUCGUACUUUCUGAAGGGGAUCUGUAAUAACAGUAGCUGUCCUUACAGUCAUGUCUAUGUGUCUCGCAAAGCCGAUGUGUGCAAAGACUUUGUCCGAGGCUACUGCCCACAGGGAGAUAAGUGUAAGAAGAAACACACACUGGCGUGUCCAGACUUCUCCAGUACUGGCGUGUGUCCACGUGGAUCCAAAUGCAAGUUGCUCCACAGACAGAGCUUGAAACGUACUGGCUCUAGCGCAAGCUUUGGACCAGCCAAGAAAGCCCAUACUAGAGACAUUUUAAAGAGUUCAGAUGAUGUUCAGACUCUUCAGACAGAGUCCAUACAGGCAGAUGAGGGCCCGUCCAGCUCGGGUCCUGAAAAGCUGCCUUCCUUUAUCUCCUUGUCCAGCUCUAUUGACAUGUCAGAGAACCCUGAAACCCCAAAGCUCCCUCCUGCUGCAGGCCCUCAUGCCAAAGGAAAGAAACUACAUAUCAAGCCACGAUUGUUAUCUACAACACAGACAGAAAGCUUGCCAAAGGAGGGUUGAUGGUGGGUUUUGGUAAUGGUAAUACACCAUAGAAUAUUUUUUUUAUUUAAUUUUUAUUUAAAAUUGUGAAAUUCUGCUAAACUGUUACUAAAUGGUUUACAAAGACAUCUUUAUUUGAGAGUUUUACAGCCACUUCUUGGUGUGAAGUCAUAUGUUUGGUUUCAAGAAAUGCAAUUCUAAGAAUUCCUUUAACAUUUCUCUGAAUAUGUUCAUAAGUGUUCACUAUUACAGAACUGAAUGUAUGCAUUAUAACCAAAUACUGUUCUGAAAAACUGCAGACGUUCUGUAGCCACUACGAUUUCUGUAGUGGUUUGUUAUGCAAAUAAAUUGUAUCCUUUCGAAUGUAUUGUGAACAUGUAUUUUCAAAAAAUUACUAAAUAAAAUGCUUUGUGAUUUGCA